CCGGCCCGGGUGGCCCAGGCCUGCCACAACCUCGCAUUGGGCGCUCGCCAUGGCGGCGGCUGCCGCGGAGACGCGCGUGUUCCUGGAGAUGCGGAGACAGCUGCAGAGCGCGCUGCUGAUCGUGGGAGAACAGAAAGAAGAAUGUAAAUCGAUGGAUAUUUUUAUAACGCCAUCCGCGCUCCAGAUGAAAACCCCUGAAAGCUGCACAGACAUCUGUCUUCCAGCAGAGGUCAGGCUUGUACCUUCUUCCUGCCGGGGCCUGCAGUUCGUGGCUGGAGACGGACUGCACCUGCGGCUGCAGGCACAGGCGGAAUUCAGCACGAAGCUGACUUCAAUGUUUAAUCAGAGCUCACGAGCACAAGAAUGUUGGACAUUUUAUUGCCAGUCCUGUGGGGAAGUCAUAAUAAGGGACAGGAAGCUCCUUAGGGUGCUCCCACUGCCGAGUGAGAACUGGGGAGCUCUAGUUGGAGAAUGGUGCUGUCAUCCUGAUCCCUUUGCUAAUAAACCACUUCAUCCACAAGAGAAUGAUUGUUUUAUUGGAGACUCUUUCUUCUUGGUGAAUUUAAGAAGUGAUUUGUGGCAGCCAAACCCUGAAUUAACCCCAGUGGAGAAGCACUGUCUUUCUUCAGAGAACCAUUUUAAAUUGAAACCAAAGGCAAAUACCAAAGUAAUUUGUAAACGUUGCAAGGUAAUGUUGGGAGAGAGCGUGUCAUCAGAAACGACUAAGUUUUAUAUGACAGAGAUAAUUAUUCAGCCAUCUGAGGGAAAUUUUUCCAUCAUACCAAGGUCUCAGUUUGUACAGAGCAUUAUCACCCAGUGUCUGGUGGAAAUCUCCUCUGCGAGAAGCACUUUUAGAUUCACUAUUCAAGAUGAAGAUGGCAAGGUGUAUAUCUUGCUAUGGCUUUUGAACUCUGACAGUUUGGUGAUUGACUCUUUUGGAAAUUCUAAAAGUAUGAAAAAAUUCCCCCUGUUGGAAAACAUAUUGAAGACAGAUUCCAGUUCUGCUUGGAAUGCUGUCAAGGUCCUCUACCAACCAUGCAUCAAAAGAAGAAACGAAAAGCUUGCCAGCUCAUGGGAAGGUGACAUCAGUGUCCACUCUCUAACCCUGCCCUCUGCCACCUGCCUGGAGCUGCUGCUGAUCUUAUCAAAAAGUAACGCCACUCUACCUCCAUCCCUUCGCUAUAUGAAUUCCUUUCAGAAGAAAGCAUUGUGUUACUCACAGGGCUUUUCUGACUGGAGGGGAAAACAACAGCCUGGGAAGGAUGCCAGCUUUCAAGGAAAUGAGGGAUUGGAAGGUGAAACUGUCCUAAGCCUUGAAUGAGCCUGGUGAGUCUCCUAGUAGACUGAUUGCUUCAGCAAUAUGAGAAAAUGUGUUGCAGCAUUAGGUCAAAGGAAGUAUGGAAGAAGGAAGAAGAAUGAAGUUAUUUUUAUUUCCUCUGGUUCUCGCUCUUUGCACCUGUUUUGUGCCAAAGGUAGGGUGGAGGCGUGGGGAACCCUGACAUGGAGGUGGGAGAAAGCUUUAGGUUCUGGUCAUCGCUCAUAUGACACCUGCGACCAGUCUGACUGGGCACACAUCACUUACCUAUCUAAAUCCCAGUUUUCUCAUUCCUCUAGCUCAAAAAUCUAAGUGUCCUAAAUUGAAGGAUUACUAGAAGUGUGAGAACUUGUGAAUUAAGCUAGCGGAAGAAGAAAUGCUAGUGUCCAGUCUAAGGUUAUCAUCCCUUUAAAGAUCAGCUCUCUGCAUCUUUAUAGAUUAGAAGCUGGAAUGAGAUUGCAGAGGCUUCAUUAUGUCAAAGCAACAGGCCAGUUUUGUUAUAAUAACUUCAAACAAUACACCAGAGGCCAUCUUGUAUUCUACAUAUUAAUCAAACUGCCUUAAAUUAUUGAAAGCGCACUGCCAAAUACAUAAAACUGUAGCUGGAGCCAUAGAAAAACUGGCCCGGUUAAAUUACCAUGAUG
Messenger RNA from Talpa occidentalis (Iberian mole), 1959 nucleotides. RefSeq names its product ubiquitin protein ligase E3D (gene UBE3D). Gene Ontology annotation, cellular component: cytosol; ubiquitin ligase complex; nucleus. Bases 50 to 1321 code for a protein of 423 amino acids. The transcript is spliced from 10 exons. Lineage: Eukaryota; Metazoa; Chordata; Mammalia; Eulipotyphla; Talpidae. The record is from RefSeq and is a predicted model, not a curated record. Gene Ontology annotation, molecular function: cyclin binding; ubiquitin conjugating enzyme binding; ubiquitin protein ligase activity. Gene Ontology annotation, biological process: protein autoubiquitination; protein polyubiquitination; proteasome-mediated ubiquitin-dependent protein catabolic process.